AGAGGCAUCCAAAAUGCCGUCGACUGCUGAUCAGAAGGCUGCGCUGCCUACACAAACGGAGAAGCCAAACCAUUACAACUACUUGAAGGAGUUCCGUGUCGAGCAGUGCCCGCUGUUCGUACAGCACAAGUGCACACAGCACAAGCCGUUCACAUGCUUUCACUGGCACUUCAAGAACCAACGGCGCAGAAGACCGAUACGGCUCGCGCGGGACGGCACCUUCAACUACAGCCCCGAUGUGUACUGCACAAACUACGACGAGACGACGGGGAUAUGCCCCGACGGCGACGGGUGCCGGUUUCUGCACCGCACGGCGGGGGACACGGAGCGUCGCUACCACUUACGCUACUACAAGACGGGCAUCUGCGUGUACGACACGGACGCACGGGGCAACUGCGUCAAGAACGGCCCACACUGCGCCUUUGCACAUGGCCUGCACGACCUGCGCUCGCCGGUCUACGACGCCAAGGAGCAGCAGGCGUGCUUGGCCGGCGAUGGUAGCUCGGCCAAUGGCCCCGAUGAUGCCACCAAUGGCGGACCCAACAGCUUGGACAAGGAGCGGAACGCGCUCAAUGAGGACCCUCAUUGGCAGGAUACGAAAUAUGUUUUGACUAACUACAAGACAGAGCCAUGCAAGCGGCCACCUCGACUCUGCCGUCAAGGUUACGCGUGCCCCCAGUACCACAACAGCCGAGAUAAACGAAGAAGCCCAAAGAAAUACAAAUACAGGUCUACGCCGUGCCCCAACGUCAAGCAGGGGGACGAGUGGGGGGACCCGGCCAACUGUGAGAACGGCGACAGCUGCUCCUACUGCCACACGCGCACCGAGCAGCAGUUCCACCCAGAGAUCUACAAGUCCACCAAGUGCAACGACAUGCAGCAGGCCAACUACUGCCCCCGGGGGCCGUUCUGCGCGUUCGCGCACGUCGAGAAGGAGAUUUCGGCCGUGCGGGACCUCGGGCCAGACUACUCCACCAACCUGGCGGCCAUCCUGUCCAGCGCCCUGCCCUCCUCUUCGUCCUCGGCGAAUCACCAGGGAAGCUCCGGUUCCCCAGCCUGCAACAAUGACAACCCCUUCUCGCACGUGGGCUCUCAUGACCACAUGGCUGAGCAGCAGCAACAACACGCGGCAUCUUUAGGGGAAAAGGCUUGGUAUGCCGCGCAAGCGAAUGAUUGUAGCAACCCAUUGCCCAACCCGAUUGGCCGGCCGCGCUCGUAUAGUUCUUCCACUAACCACUCGUCCGAGUCGUUACCGCUGCACCAGAAGGCGCCGGGCUCCGAACGAGAGGACCGCGAGGCGAGCAUUCGGAAACAGCUCAAGGCCAUUGACAACGAGCCUAUGGCGGACCCCUUGGAAAAGGCGCGACUCAAACAGGACGUCUGGCUCGUGCACGGACUCACGCCGCCCCCGAUGACGUCGACAGCCUCGUCCUCGUCCUCUUUCUACCACUCGACAAACACUGUAGAAUCCGUUGUCGGUGUAGCACUUGACGACCUUAGUCUGGAAGACAUCAACGUUGAGGCCUCUAUAGACAAGGAUUUAGAAAAUGAUUCCAACCCUGUGAGCACGUCGAUAACGCAAGGACUUACAAGUUCAGGUUUACUAGGAAGUUCAGCGCCUAUGAACAUUCCGGGGGCGAGCGGCAUGCACUGCAAUCGGAGAUUGGGGAACUUGUCUCCCCCCGUGGGAUCCCUUCCCCACAGCCUCGGCCUGCAGUCCAGUCACGACCACACGAUGGACAAGGCGGCUGCUGCGUUCUACAGCCACUCGGGUGGACCAGGCUCCUUUUCAGGACCUAAAUACUCGGGCUUCCCGGGCAUGUACGACUUCAGCCAGGGGGCGCUGUCCUCCCCAUCGUCGUCACACUUGCUCUGGGAUGACCGGAUGGCCCCCAAGGCGCCACCGGGGCUGCACCAGCCCAUGCCGGGGUCGUGGGAGGAAGGCCUGGUGCAGGCGCGAGCCGUGUACGAGGCAUGGAAGCGAGAAGUGGAAGAGGCCAAGCAUAGGGAAAAGAUGGCAGAGUGCCAGCGAGAUGAGGCCCUUGGUCAGAUGGCUCUGCUGCAGAAGGAGCUGGAGGCCCUGGCGUCUGGGCGGGCGACUGGCUUCGGGCCCCUGCGGCUGCAGGAGCUCGAGAAGCUGCCGGCCUCCCAGCUGCGCCUGCUCCAGGAACAGCUGCGCGCCGACUUGGACGCCGUCGACAAGGUUCUGUACCAGCAGCAGUGCAAAAGCAAGUGCCUGGUAUGCCAACAGCAAAACCGCAGUGUGGCGGUGCUUCCCUGCAAUCACCUGGUGCUGUGCGGCACGUGUGCCACCGUUACGACCAAGUGCCCCUACUGCAGCUGUGACAUCGCGCGCAACAGCCUGCCCAUGUCCCUGUAGAAUGCACAGGGUCUCUUCACGAGUAGUCGUUGGGGGAGGUGUGCAAUCCGUUUUGGCUCCUUCCUCUCCUUUUUAUAGAACUUUUUUUUUUUCCUUUCUCUCUUCUCUCCUUGUUCCCCAUCGGGAUGAGGGCUUUUCUGAAGAGUCGCGCCCCCUGGGCAGCCUGCAGGAGUCUGUAGCGGGACUGUCGACCGUGCCAAGCAGUUCGACAGUACAUUUCUGGAGAUGAUGGAAGAACUCGACAUUCGAUGCACACUUCUGGCUGAGGUUUUGAUACGCCCGCCCCUCGACUGCGACGAUGUAUGUGAACGGGCAUUGUUUCGCAUUGGGCGCAAACUGUAACUUCUCCCCGACCUUGUUUAUUUCUACGUCCGCUGAGCUGUCGGUGGCGGUACCGUGCCUGCAUUUGGUUAACCGACGUCGUUUAGGUUGUGCUGUAGGUGACGUGUUGACGAAUUUGCGUUACAGUUGACUGCCCACAAAGUUGUGCAAACCGUCAUGUACAGGACAUUCUUGAGGGACUACUGCCACUGCUGUGCACUUUGGCUCGCUGCCUGCGUCACGUGCUUCUAGAAUCUGAACUGCCAUCGCAGCCGAAGUCUGGUCAUUUGAAGCACAAAGCGAACUUUGUAUGGGAUGGUAACUUAAAAGGGAAAGACUGAAAAGCGUUCAGGGCCGGUGUCUGCGACUGGUGAUGACUAGCAAGGAACGCUCUUUCAAAAGUGGACGGUUACAUUCUAAAGACAUGCCGGUUAGGGCACUGCAAGGAAAAUGCUGUUCAUUUGGCACUCCGUCACUGUCAGUCAAUGCCUACCUGCAUUCGUUGUCUCAGGUAGAUGUCAUCACACUUAACAACAGAAAAAACAUUUGAACAUCCACUGGUUUUAGCCUGAUGGUAAAACUGUUAUUAUUGUUAACCAGUGUUAAAAGCACCAGAAGUUUUUCCCGCUGUUGAGUUGUUUCUGUAGAGUGCUGGUACCGUUGUGGUGAAAUGUUGUGUUACCGCUUAUUUAUUUAUUUUUUAGUUGUACGCUGCUGGCCGCAUUAGGUAAGAAAUUGUGUUAUCAUACAAUGUUAAAAUCAAGCAGCCGUUUAUAGGUAAGAAAUUGUGUUAUCAUUAUACAAUGUUAAAAUCAAGCAGCCAUUGGUGAAAUAUUGUGUUACCGCUUAUUUAUUUAUUUUUUAGUUGUACGCUGCUUGCCGCAUUAGGUAAGAAAUUGUGUUAUCGUUAUACAAUGUUAAAAUCAAGCAGCCGUUUACUUAUUGGAAGUAUAGCGUUAUGUCCAUUGUUUUCCUUACAUGCUAAAUCAUGGCAGCAAACUAAAGAUAGUAGUCUGUUGUGCUGCUGGGUACGCUACUCUCAAUUUUCAGUGAAAUGACGGCCUUGACGUUUUCACUCCAGAUCCUAGUGUUAUAUGCAUAUUGUGCAGUUCAAGAGUGGGUUCCUUACAAGUCUCAAGGCAUGUCCCUGUCUCAAUGUGUCUCUAUAGAUUUGGGUUGGAAACAGUAUUGAUACUGUUUGUGCAUUUCGAGUGUUUUUAUGGUGUGGCAACAGUCGAAAAAAUCUGAAUGCCAACUUGUUUGAAAACUUUCCAGGCCAAGUCCACGAGAAGUAGCUGUCCCAGACAUUCAGAUUGAGGAAUAAUGUUCGGCGUACAAAACGUCUGAUGGACCCCGUUCUCCAGGAAGUGCGUGUUACAGGGUUGAAGUGACGUUGGUGCAUUUUAAAUUUUUUGUUAUUAUUUAAGAUUUUCUGCACAAAUGUGUUCAUACUAACUGUGCAAGACUAUGGUACGUCAAGGUAAAAAUCGCUAUAUUAUGUACUGACUGAAACUGUGCCGCUGCUGUGCAGGCAAGGUGUGUGGUAGGAUGAGCAGAGCUCUCAAAUAGCGAAACAGUCUCAGCAGGUCCUCUUCCAAAUUUUUCUUUCUCCUCAUUUCUUGGUAGCGUCUUGCUUCAGUAAUUUGCGUGCUUGACAGUUUACAGUUGUCUAAUAACUCGGGAGUGUAGCAACUUUUUCCGUUCUCCCCGUCCUCUUAGAUUGUAAUGAAAGUGUCAGCGUCUGUCUCGUGCAUGUCAAGGUGUGAUGGAUGUUGAGAUGUGAACGGUAGCGAGGCCGUUGGCCUAGUCGCUGUGGCGAGACCAUUGUGUGAAAGACGGUGGAACUGUGGAUUGCAUUGCUGCGUACGUGCCGCAGCAUGACGAAGUGAACCUUUUGAGUGUUGUGUACGUUAGACGGCAGAUCGACGAGGUGUUCGUUGCAGCGUCGAGAAAUGUCGCCUCUGUAUGUUCGCUGGCAUGAAUAGGGACCCACUGGAUAUCGCAGCGCGGGCGUUAUUUUUUCGUUUGAUAGCUGUGAAUUUUUUCAGCGGGGCUGCAGUAUUUGAAUGGGUGGCGUGUCUUUUCCGCAAGGCAUUUCCUGUUAUUAUAAUUUUUUUUGUACCACUACUUCUGCUCUUGUGAAGGGAUUUCAGUGAGACAAGCAAGGCGAACGGAAACGCUUUGUAGGCACUGCGACUGAAGAGUCUUUUGGUGUGUCGCAAUAUGCGAGAUGCAAAGAGACUGUUAGGAGGUUUUCAAAUGGCUGUCAUCUAGGCCUACAUACGACCUGGUGGGACAGCAGGGGUGUUUGUGUUGUGUGUGUUGAGGUGUGCACUUGUGCAUGGGGCAGAAUGCUUAGUGCAUUUGGUCCAGGUGGUGGUUGUUUUGAGAGGUUGAGGCAGGUACGGGAUGAAACAUACUACGGCUACCAGCUACUUGUACUACUUUUUGGUCAUGGCAUCCUCGGGACGCUGUAGAACUUCGUGUAGACACCGGUUUUUGUUUCCUUCUUCAGUAAUGACGGGACAGCUCGGCCUCUUCCUGCCUAAAUACCAAGACGUGUGCGACGCCGUCUCCCAUCCUUACUCUGUCCUGCUCUCACCCUUUGCUUGGCAGGUGUGUCAUGUACCUCGCCUCGCGCUAUGAGUAGUUCAUUGUAUGCUGCAGUGCGACGUCCCUCCCAUCGGCAACCAGCAUUAGCGAAGGUUUCGUGCCGUCUUUUUGACGUAUUGUCUAUAGCUCUUGUUCUCGCUUCAUAGGAUUAGCGUUGCCUGGUUCCUGAAAACCUCUCGCCCUCUGGCUUUCAUUGAAGCCUGUUCAUCUGUGACGUCAUGCUGACGGGUUGCAUCGUGGCGGCACUUUUGCUCGGUUCUUUCCCCAGAGCGAGGCGGAAGUGAGGCUGUGGGGUGAGGCGCAUUAGCCGGUUCCUUCAAUCUUUCUUCCCUUAUGUUUUUUUAGUCUUGUACACGUUUGCCACCUCCUUCCCUUACGUUUUUUUUUUAGUGGAGGUUGAAUAGCGAAAAAAUUCUUCCCGUUGUUGUGCUUGAGUGGGUAGAGGGUUUUUCUUCUUUGCAGCCGGGGGACUUAGCGCUGUAACCAGAUAUUCAUAGUUUAUAUAGUAGUAUGACGUAUUUAUGUAUAUCUAUUGUAUGUACUAUCCACAGAAAGGAGAGCGGGCUGCCUUGGUGGGUGGGUUAAUAGGUCGUUGUAGUUUUCUGUCGUGUUUUUUCUUCUUUCAAGGCCCUCUCUCUCUCUCUCUAUAUAUAUAUAUAUAUAAUAUCUCUGGUCUCCCGUAAACUGCGUCGGAGGCUUGCUGUUGUGGUCACUCUGUGGCUGCAGGAACAACUUUGUAAUGCCUGGCGGGAAAAAAAAAUAAAUUUAUAGGAAUUUUCACAAGAGCUGAGAAAAAGGAAAAAAAAAAAAACAGGUAAGCUUAGGUGUAAAUUUUAAACUAACAAAUUGAAUGCACAAAUAGGUCAUUUUCUCUAUAUAUUUUUUUUCCUUUCAUAAUCAACAGUGUGCGUCUUAUUCAUGAAAGAGUCCAAAAGGCUAUUUUCACAUGCUACAUGCUUGCACGUGUGUGUGCAUACUCCGUUUAUUGCCGAUGGUCUCUUCCCUCUUUAUUGGGGAGAAUGGAGAACAUUCGGUCGCGGAGGUCGACUGCUCGCGGUGGCGCGGAGUCGCACUUUCUAAACUUUUUUUUUUUUGUCGUAGUCAUAUAGAGUUCGUCUUUGUCUUUUGUUCUCCAAGCUAUUUUUCUAUUCCAGUUUUGCCCCUUGUGACUCCUGAAGAACUUUCGAAGGCUUCGACUUCGUACUACCAAACGCACAACUAACUACAAGAGGUUUCGCACUGCGUGUUCUCUUGCAUGGCUUUCUCGAAUUCUCUCUUGUCUGAAUUUGUCCGGUUUUGUUCAGCAUUGCCUGCCCUCUAUGGAUGUGGUAAUGGCUCCGAGGCAAAAGUGAUUGACGCUUCACUUUGUUCUUCUGCUGUACAAGGAGUGACUGGCUGGCUCCCAAUUUCGGGGGGACGGCAAGGAAAGCAAGAAAGAUCAAAGUUGAGGGUGUCGUGUGCAUCGACUAUACGAGGUGGUUCGAGAGAUUUGCAUACCGAAAGGAGCUGCCCCCGGAGUGUGUAGGUGGUGCCUUCGGUCUGAACGGAAGCAAAGGGGGGACAAGUUCAUUCUUCCUGUUUUGCUCUUUCUUCAUUGUCAUUAUUAUUGUUAUUGCUGUAAAUAGGAGAGCAAGCGUGACGUUUCCUCUUGUGACAAUGACGCAACACUGCUACAUCCUUUCGUACAACAAACGCACUAAAUUAACCUGUUGUUGCUAACAUCAAGGCUUGAACGAAUGCGCGACAACACGCGAUGUUUGCGCGCAUGUUCUCUGAAAAAAGCAACAACACUCGCACUGGCAUUACGCACAAGCUAGGUCAUUAUUGUAAUCUUGUAGGAACAAACGUAUAAAAGGGGAAAAAAGUUUUUUUUUCAAUUUUUUAAGAAAGGGGGCAGGCCUGUUGUGCAUCGUAAAAUGGGUGGGCGCGUUGCUUACAGCCAGUGCAGAUCUAGCAUUGGCUGUGUUAGUCUGGUGUUCGUUGGGGAGAAAAAAGAGGUGGGGAUGAUGUCCCUUCUCAACUAGGUGUCGGUGUUGACCGGUAUUUUUCGCAGCAUGGCCCUGCCGGUCGUGCCGUCAACAUAGUCUCGUGCAGAUUCUGACGUAUUCUUGCGUUGCCGCAUGUGAUUGCUGAAAGUGUAAAUAGAAACAUGGUGCGUUCUUCGCCAACUGUUGCAGAGUUCAGUACGUCUUGGUCUCCUCAUCGUUAACGAUACCAAAUGUUGUGUGAAUGAUGACGCUGGGUAAACGUUAACCUUUCCAGCCAAGUCUCGGGCUUACUUUAAAUUUGGCGUAGAUAUUGCAGAUUGCCACAUCUGUCUUCUCCGACGCCAUGUUUAUUGUUCGUUGCUAGCCCUUUUCUUGCCGCAAGGGUUUAUAGAAAUGGAAUGGUAGCGUUGUCCUGCACUCAUAUUAGUAGAACGAGUUGGAAUCACUGCUGCAUUGUGGGAAAAUCGGCACUUUUUGUCCAAGCCAUAAUCGCAGAAGAGGCAUGCUUCUGAUCCACUUUUGAUAAAACUGGCUUAUUAUGCAUAGAAGCAUGGUAUCUGAUAUGCAAGUACCAUGAAUUUGUGUGUAAGCUAACAGCAGUGAAUAUUGUGUAAGUGAACUUCCAUGCAAAGUUUUGGCGUAAACAGUGCCCCUAGUAAAAUUUUUCUUUAAGCGAGCCAGUUGUCUAAAUUCCCAAGUAAAAAUCUGUAAGCGCGCUUGUGUGCCAGCUAAGAUCUGUGUGAAAUUUGUGUAUAAACCGAAAUUAUUGUGUAAGCAAAACUACAAGCAAACUUUGGUUGCAAGUGAAUCUCCCAUGUGAAAUUUAUGUGCAAUUGGGAGCUGCUGCAGAAAUAGUAUGCAUACGGUCAUUCACGAAAAAUUUGUGUGAAAGCAAACCUCUAUGCAGAACAUGCAUGUAGGCGAAGCUGUCGGGAAAAUUUACGUGGAAACGAUCCUCCGUGUGAAAUUGACAUAAGCAAACCUUCGUGUGAAAUUUAUGUUUUCUGAUAACGCGGGGGGCUCCCCCUGCUCUGCAGGUAGAAUCUCUCAGUGGAAACUCGAGGUUGUUCGUUUCACGCCAGUCAUCGUCUCGACUUUGAGCCAUGUGCCGUCAGAGUUGUUUUUCGGCUGUGCACAAGCAUGUUGAGUAGUUCAACAUUGUAGAACCAACCGCAUCUUCUCCGCGACACCGCUGCCGAGACAGUAUUGAUAGCAUCGCUGGCAGGCCUGUGUCGUGCCAAGCUGAGGUAGACGACAGGCCAUUUUUUUCUUGUGCCGCUGUGUGGGCGGUUUUUUCGCACGCGCCAGUCUGGUUGUGCAACACCGGUUAUCUGCAAAUGCCGCAUUUGUAGUCGUUUUUCUAGGCUUUUUCAUAUUUUUGUCCCCUGUCCCAUUUUUUUUUUCUUUAGACCAUCAUUUUUUUUACAUCACGCUUGAUCACGUUUAGGUGGCGGUUGCUGCGUGUAUGUGUUUUGUUGUGCAUUAUUGCGCCUCUGUUUGUGUAUCAGUGUUUUUCUUUUAUCUCCUUAUCGGAGUUACCUGUGCAAGCUUUCUAAAUGCAUCGAGAGAGGAAACUUGAGAUGGCUCGUUUCACGCCAGUCAUCGUCCGGACUUUGAAAUGUGUAAGCGGAACCAUGUGCCGUCAAGAGUCUUAUUUUGUUUUCUGACUCGUAGUUCUUAACUCGGAAUGUGUCCUUUAUGAUGACUGCUUGGCACAAUAUGACAAAAUGCUUUCUUAAAAUGUGUGUUUACUAAAGAAAAGGAUGAAAAUAAGAACUGAUCUUAACCUAAAAACGCUGCUUAUGUCACAUAACAGCUUUGUUUGUGCCGAGCCCAAUUCAAGCUCAUUUUAGCACGAAUCGUUCUACAGGCUGCAAAGCGAACGUUUUCAGGUUUCCUCUUUACUGGUACUACACUUUAUUUCAUUAGUAGUUGACUAGGGUUUUUAAUAUAAAAAUAUGCUGCCAUAUUCAAGCAAAUUAGAAUCGCUCUAAAAUGGGCAAUCAUUGGCAACUUGUAAAUCCUUUGUGUGUGUGCGUAUGUAUAGUGCACGUGUGGUUAAACAAAUAUAUUUUAAUUUAGUUUUUUUCUUUUUGCUCGCAUGGGCGUCCAUCAACUCGCUCAGGAGUUCGCGUCCUGCAGUGAAUGCAGUUCUCCGGGCAUAAGAGAAUAUCAAAGGCCGAGUUGGCAUCGUGAUAAAAUUCGUAUAGGGUGCUACGUGUAAGAUAAUGCCUUUUUAUUUUUUUUCUAGAUCGCUCGCGUUGAGAUCAAUUGGCGCAUAAGUUUUCGGAGCUCGAGAUUGUGGCACUGUUUCUUUUUUAAAAUCUUGUUAAGAUUAUCUGCCAAAGCUAUAAAUAGUUUUAUUGCACCCUAGUGGGUUUUAUUUGGCUGUGGCAGUCGCGAAUGAACCGAGACGUACUUUCAUUUUUCUGUACGUUUUGUUUACUUGUACCUGGACUAUAGAAAGCUUAUAAUGCUUGUUUCGUUGCUUUAAUGAUUAGUAUUUAUAACCUGUUUACGACUAGCUGUUAGCUUUGUUUGUUGCAUGUGGCAAAUCCAUUUGUAAGGGGGCAAUCGUCUACAGACCAUUGAAUGUAGUCUGUCUAAUGGCAGUCUUAAGUACCCCAUUUGGUGGGGCACAUGAAAAGAAAACAAGAAAAAAAGUAACUGGGAGAUGCACAGAUUGUAUGCGUGUGCGUCUGAAAUGUGUACGGAGCUGCGGCCUUGCACGGCAACGUGUCGUUUGUGCAGAUGAAGCUUCACAUGUCGGUGUUCUCUUGUGAAACAUUUUUGGAGGAGCUUUAUUGCAGAGUCUUCAGCCAUAGGUUUUAAGGAAUAAUAAUAAUAAUAAAUACAAAAAACAGCCGUCGAGCAAUUCAACUGUCGCGAGACCUUUUCGUGUGGCUGGGAAAAGGAAGUCGCUGGUUGUGUGGUCUUGUUUUCCAAGCCGGUCAACACACUGUGAUGAUGAUUUGAUUUGAUACGGCCAAUGCGACGUUCCCUGUAAUACAUAAGCUAACCAGUACCGCAACCUCCAGUGUUUUAUGGACGUUUUUACAUGUGUACAUAAGAGUAGGCGUAUUACCCUUGUGCUUAGGCUGUCUUGUGUGGCAAGUCAAAUUUUUCUGGUGCGGGCGCGGAAAGAUGCGUUGCCUCGUCAUAGGUAGAUAUUUUUGCUGGGGCAGUACUAUUUUUCUCAUGAAAUUGGGAUUUCAUAGUGUUUAGAGGGUCUAUGCAAAGGGCUACGACAUGUUUCGGUGGGGGCAGGUCGGUGAGAUGUUGCAAUUGGCUGCAGCUGCUGUUGCUAUGGAGAUGGACGAUUGCACGCAAUCAUUAAUGAGUGAUGUUAGAGGGGAAAACAAAGGCUCGAGGGCUUAGAAUUGCUGGACACAGUGCUACUGCUCGUCGUUGGCAUUCUGUCCUUUAUCACAUUUUCAAGAAAAAAAAAUUUUAUGAGGUGAUGACGAAUGUUUCUACGAAUCUCCCGUACCUUGUUUUUAUGGUGUCCUGGGUUACGAUGAACCUUAGUACAAUUUUUUUUCUUUUAAACGAAGGUGUUCAACCAUGCCACGUAUCCAGUGCUUAAUUAAAGCCCACAGUAUGCUUCAGCUUUGUUGUGUUGCUGACCAAGUCGUGUUUCAAAAUGUCGAUUGUUUGUCUUUGGUGUAUUGUUGUUACUUUUUUCUUGCACAUGUGAUGCCCACUCGUUUUCGUGCUUCUCGAGGCAAACAAUGUUCUUUCUCUUUUGUGGUAACGUUUUCUUUCUGGUGUAACUUUCUCGCAUCUGUGCAACUGUUCUUGAGUCGAGUCAUUUUAUUUUGUGCAUACUCUGACAUCAAAGUUGAACGAAAAAUUAAUACAGAGAAGGAAAAAAAAAAAUGUGCACGACUCUUGUGUUCACCUAAAAAUCAUAGUCUAGAUGUUUUUAUUGUGGCUUUUAUUUCUUCUGUGUUUUGUUUUCUGUUUCAUUUCUCUUGUGAUGAGAAAUUCUUUGUGUAAUUGAAAUAUUUCUUAAAAUUUAGGCAUAAUUAUGUAAAUAAAAUCAACUAUAGGAUUUUA
Molecule: messenger RNA, 11361 nt
Organism: Rhipicephalus microplus (southern cattle tick)
Lineage: Eukaryota; Metazoa; Arthropoda; Arachnida; Ixodida; Ixodidae
Gene: unk
Product: RING finger protein unk
Molecular function (GO): metal ion binding
Source: RefSeq, a predicted model, not a curated record